Messenger RNA from Lactuca saligna, 1107 nucleotides. NCBI's taxonomy places the organism in Eukaryota, Viridiplantae, Streptophyta, Magnoliopsida, Asterales, Asteraceae. The record is from the annotation of a GenBank genome assembly.
AUGAGUACUCUCAUCAUCUUCACAAUUCUAUGUACCAACCUAAUCAUCAACAGUUUUCCGACGACAGCUGUUUCAACCAUCAAAGUUGGGGACCAACUCAACCGCAAUUCUCAGCUUCUUUCCCACGAUAAAGUGUUCACGUUAGGGUUCUUCAACUUUCCGGACGCAAACUCCACUUAUUUAGGAAUUUGGGAAACCAACGAUGAACUAUCGUUCACCAACAAAGUAUGGGUAGCCAACCCAUCCAAACCGAUCAUACCCAGCUCUAGCAUCGUCCUCAUGAUCCAUCCUGACACCGGAAAAUUGAUCAUCGCCUCUGGUGAAACAACCCUUGUAAAUAUCUCCGAUAAUAAAUUCACUCCUGGUGAUAAUUUGACUGCAACUCUUUCAUCCACUGGUAAUUUCAAACUGAAGAACGAAACUGAUAACCAGACUCUAUGGCAGAGUUUUGAUUAUCCAACCAAUCUUCUUCUACCAGGUAUGAAAAUAGGGGUAAACAUUAAAACAGGUCAGAGCUGGAACCUAACUUCUCGGUUAAGAAUUGGUAACCCUGAUUUGGGUGCUUUUACUUUGAGCUGGGAACCCACUGACGAAGCAUCUCAGAGAUUUAUGAUUCGAAGACGUGGUCAACCCUACUGGACAAGUGGGAAUCUAAAUAAUCAAAUAUCACCGAAUAAAUUUGAAUUUCUUACUGUAGAUAAUGGAUACCCUUAUAAUGUUAGUUAUGUAUACAACAAUGAUGAGAGAUACUUCACUAUCCAUGCUAAUUUAAGCGUAAGUUUUAGUGAUUGUAUGAUGAGGUGUUGGGAUGAUUGCAGCUGUCUGGCGAUUAACACACAAGAAAAUGGAACCAACUGCGUUACAUGGCAUGGACCCAAAUCAACAAAGUUUAAAAUAAACCAGGCAGAUACUUCUGAGCGGAAGUAUGUGUUAGAGUCUCAACACCCGAGUAAAGCUACUACACACAUAUGGGCACCUAUUGUUGCUGGGAUAGGAUUCUUCUACUUUCGAUCUGCUUCGGACUAUUGUGGUAUCUUAAGAAGAGAAAUCUUAGACUCAAAGCUGAGGAGAGACGAAGAAGAGAUGACGAAUAUAUUAUUGGGCUGA